This is a messenger RNA of Drosophila eugracilis, 2335 nucleotides long. RefSeq names its product alpha-protein kinase 1. The transcript has 2 exons. NCBI's taxonomy places the organism in Eukaryota, Metazoa, Arthropoda, Insecta, Diptera, Drosophilidae. The record is from RefSeq and is a predicted model, not a curated record. Bases 1 to 2298 code for a protein of 765 amino acids.
AUGUUCAUGCAGCCAGCAGCCAGUCAAGGACAAAGGGACACUCGAACGCGACUGGAUCCAGGCUCAACUAAAGGCAGGCGGUGGAUUAUGGGCCUGAUUCUGGGGUACACAAUUAUGUCUCUCAUGGUAGUGAAGGUCGCCUCCGCAGCUACACUUUAUCAGCAGCACCAACCGCAGCAUCUACAGCAGCAAUCGCCCAACGACAUUGAGUCCUCAGCAGACGAACCAUCCACGACGGAGCCCGAGCCCUCAGACGGUGACAGCGACAUCGAGAAGAUGCGGGCCAAGUUGCAGCAACUGCAGCACGAACAGCAGCAACAAUAUCUGCGCCAGCAACAACAGCAGUUGCAACUGCAUCUCCAGCAGAUGCAGGCGUCGCAGGGAGCUGCUGGGGAAACCGCCUACUUAUUGGAGCGUGCCGAUAGCAAUGUUGCACCUAUCUACGGGACGUGGCGCACGAAAGCGCAACGGCAGCAACACGCAACAUCGUCACACGAACCGGACGACGCCCAUGUGUAUGAACGUCUGCCAAAGAGAUCGUCGACCAUGACGCCUCUAAGGGGGUUGCUGCGUGAUCAGAUGCCACGCCCACCGCGUCUUACCACCCAGGACAUGCAGUUGUCCUUGGGCUCACCUUCGCCGCCGCCGGCACCCACAAAAGGUUUACUUAGACGUCAGUACUCGGAAACACCGGGAAGCCGAGCUCUGCGAGCUCAAGAAGAGUUCAACCCGAAACCCUUUCACUUUCCCUACGAUGGCCCGAAUCCUGAGCAGUUCACAAAGGGUGAGAGUCGUCCUGCUGAACAGUUGAACAACAUCCAGGACAUUCUGCAGCACCUGCACAUCGGAGGACUGGCACCCAGUAAAUUGCCACCCAUGGUGAUGAUGCCAACGGGCUUGCAUAUAGCUGGCAGCUUCAAGAAUUUCAAGUCUAGUGGGAUAGGAAAUUUCUUUCGGGGAAAACGCAACAAGAAGCAGAUGCAGUUCAGCAUUCCGAUGCCCAUGUUUCCAAUGGCUAUGCCCAUGCCUAUGCAGUGGUACAAUCCCGGAGUAAUGCCCCACCAAAGGGUGUCCAUUGAUCAGCUAUAUCCUUACAAGCCUCGAUCGCCGCAGGAUGUCAACCUGUUGGCCAUGCAGCCACUAGGGAAUGGCAAACCUUUGUCUAAAAAGAAGAAGAAGAAGCAACAGCAACAACAACAGCAGCAACAGCAACAGUUACUGGAGCAUGGCAGCCAGCAGCACUUUGUGGCAGAUCCCUUCGGGCAGCACUUUCAACCACCUGUGCUCACCCUGAAUGCCACCAGGCAGCCGCUUCUUAAAAGAGUUCCAUUUAAGCUCAAUUUAGAUAUAUAUCCGGUGCUGCCUCCCUCACGACCUGCCUCUGUCAUGCGGCAUCCAUUCCAGCAGGAUUACGCUUUACCCUCGCCUGCUGCCUUAACGGGAACCACAGCUGCCGCUUUCCAGAUGGGUCAUGGCAUCUACCAGACGCCCUUUAAGUUUCCCACCCAACAGCCUGUUGUUUUCCCCGAUCAGGCUACCAGAUAUAGUCAGCAACAGGCGUUGUACCACGCCCAGUCCCACAAGUAUCCGCCUCCGAAGAGCGUGCAUGCUGAUGAACCUAUUUAUGGACAGAGUCCUGGACAGGGUCAGAGCCAAGGGCAGCAGGGUCAGGUGGAAAGCCACACUAGCCCCAUCAUGUUGCACUUGAAUGUUUUUCCCAAGCAGAAACCUACAGCAACAAUACGCGCCUCAACCAAUCCAUUCUACAAUCACAACAUGCAACGUAACGCGAUUAAUUCAAACGAUUUGCCGCCACCCAAUCCACCCAAUCCCAUAGAACCGAGACAGGCGGUUAAUGGCAACACCACUCACCAGCAACAGCAACAACAGCAGCAAAAGCAGCAACAACAACAGCAGCAGCACCAACAGCAGCAGCAGCAACUCCAACAGCAGCAACAACAUCAUCUAUCGCUCAAUCAAACACAGCAGCAACAUCAACCGACUCGGCAGCAGCAUCUUUCAUCUCAGCCGGGAAAUCGCUCAAGUACCAUUUCCCGCAGUGAUAACUUGCCGCUGCUUGAUUUUGAGCAUCCCAUUGUAGCAGCUGAUCAUCCAGAUCCUGUAUCCUUGGCCAGCAUUCGUCAGGAUCAUCGAUAUAGAAAAACCCCAGUGGAUGAGCACUAUCGCUACCCGAAAAGCGCCAACAUCGAGCAGUUGGCAGCCGAGGCACAGACCGCCUCGCUUUUCCGCUUUCCCGUCGAGGAUCUGAUACAGUUUCAGGUGGAUGAUGCUCUCUAACCACUAACUACGCUAGAUGUACUUAGAGUAAGUUAGG